AAAAAAACAUCGUUACCCAAGCAUCAGGAAUCUUUUUAAUGAAAAUGAGUUUGUGUAAGCUGGAAAGAUGACAACAGUACUUUAUGAAAACAGGAAAACUGAACCGCAUCAGAAAAUGAUUUUCUUUCCAUAUUGACUGUCGAAGUCCUGGACAAUUUAUAACAACAUUAGUCUUUUAUGUUUUAAAGAACCAAAAAGAUAUUUUGUUUUCACACAAAUCGCCACAAUCUCCAGCGUCGUUAUGUUAGGAUUUUAACUUUCUGGAAUACACAGUCUGGUGAAUCGUUUCGUUCUUUUACAUUUUCUUGCAUUUGAUUCAUUUAUUUGCAACAGAAAAAAUGACUGAGAGUCUUUUAAACUCAGAAUUAUGUUGCUAAGAAAUGUAGUAAUCAGAAUCAGUCUGGAAAUAAAUCAAGGAAAGUUCUUCUCUGCAGCCGGGCAUACAGUUAUGGUGAGCAGGACUGAGCUUAAAAAUGACCUUUUGUCCUUGUUUCCUGGGACUUACAAUUACAAAAUAUUGAAACGUAUUCAUAUACAAACUUCGUGUUUCUGUGGGAACCAUUUAGUUGUCGGGUUGCCGCUGUCCAUGGUUCUGAAGCAACGAUGACCAGAAUGGCUCACUAUGAUGCAUUCUGAAAUAAAUAUUCUCAAUUUACCAGAUUUAUGCUGGAUGGAAAGAUAUAAUUGACGCUCAAACCAAAUUCUGUUUAUGACUUACCAAUAUUAGAGGGCAUAGUGCAUAACAGUUCUGAAUUGUAAUGAGGUUUAAAGAGUGUCUUGAGACGAAUUCCGUUUCAGGAUAACGGCCAUUUAGAACAUAAAAAUAAUCAUUUAGAUAAUCCACUGCUCUAAACAGCUUUCAAUUUUUUUAAUUCUUUACUUUUUGCUUUUAUACAAAUAACACCAACGAGAAAAGAGCUUUCCACAGUUAUUAUACGAAAGUGAGUUAGUGCCAUUUGGGUUUCAUAUUCUCUUAAUACAUAUACUGAUGAUUAUCGUCACCUCUUUAAUAACAACCUUAAAAUAAUAAUAAUUCAUUAAUAAUGAUAUUAAAGAUUAUAAUAAUAAUAAUUUAAAGCAAACCAUCACUUCCUUUCCCCCACAUGUCACGCUGCAGAGCGUUUUCUGUAAUCGUAUGUAAGGCUAUAAAGAGCAUUUGAAAUAAAUAAAUUCAAAAAUAAAUAGAUUUAGGCAAAAAGCAUUUUUUAUUCUUAUAAAAUACCCAUAUAAAAUUUAUGAAAAUAGAAUCUCCACAUCUUCGUGAUUUGCGUUUUUAAAACACUAACCUUUAGCCCUGUAAUAUAAGGCAUUGUGAAUACUUUUUUUGUCUAGCAGUUAAGUUUAAUUUAAUGGUACUGUACUGUAUUGUCAUUGUACUGUAUCAGGUCAUCUCUUUUAUGUGGGUUUAAUUCAGUAAUGACUAUAGAGACGCCGCUCGUUUUCUAGUUUUGAGCACUAGAGGGAGCCUGGACCACAACAAAUACGGAUUUUGCCGAUAUCCUCUAUAUGCCAAAGUCCGCGUUUUCGAGUCCACCAGAACCUUUAAAUAAUGAUUUAAAACUAUCUCCCGCUUUUACUUUGUUGCACAGCUUUUUUUGGUUGCACAAUAUAAUUGCUUGUUACAUGCUAUAAAUGACUUUUUAGCAUAACUCAUUUAACGAAUUUGACCACAUACUGUUUACAUGUAAAACCCAUUUGCCAAAAUAAAUAAUUAGUAAAAAUACUGUACGGGCAUGUGACGCUAAUGAAAUGUAUAAGGAAUGAGAUCAGCUAAGCACCCAUUUUUUUAAAUCAUUUUUCGCAAUCCAUGAACAAGAAACUAGAACGAAAACUUUAGGUCAACAGAUAAACGACUGACGUAUAUCUUUCAUCAUCGGUUCACAUAAUAUUACCAAAUAUUACAAUGGAUCUAAUACACAGACUCAGAUAAACCGUCCUGUCAAAAACAUUUUUGUUACAGUAACACAAAUAACAACGACACGUAAUAUUUAAAAUGUAUUUUUUUUCGUCUUUUAUGCUAGAUGAAAAGCAACAACAACAUUUAUUUGUCUAAGGACAUGUGAACAGCUCUUACAGGUUAUCUGGUUUUCUCAUCCUUCACCCUCUCUGCUCUUUUCCAAUGUUUAACACACUCACACAUCGUUGCUUUUUGAAGAAGAUCCAGUACUCACGUUUAUAAUUUCGCCCACGGAGAUGUAAUCCCUUUGAUUAUAUUUAAUACCUGCCAAACCCCAGAUGGCAUGCCCACCCAUCGCUCUGUGUGAUAAUGCCACAUUGUGAAAUCUAGCCAUUAAUAUUAAUUUUCAGUCUGCGAAUGUGUCUGAACUGCUGAAGCUUAAAAUUCCUUAAAAAAGGCCAGGCUUGACUUACCAGGGAUUUUAAGACCAUUCCAUGUCAUUUCGCCUUUCGCCGUCCUUUGAGGUAAAACUGAUAUUCAGUGGGAUAUGUAGACUUCAAAGUCACCCAUAAUCGAAACGACAAGGCCCAUAUAGAUUUUCAUUAUACGGUCUGUAUGUUUUCUGUCAAAUUACAGGCAAAUUCGUCUUUGCAAAAUUGGCCAAGUGAAGUAAUGAUGCCUCCUAUGAAGUUUCUCGGUCCUUUCUCUGUAGUGUUCUUUGUAUAGACCUAUUGCAAGUAAUUUGGCCAGUUAAGACAGAACUGCCUAAUUUCGAUACAAAUCAUCACGUUUGUGACAUUUUGCAUGGUUAAUUGGUCAAAAGCUGUACAAAUCCCAGAGUACUGAAUAAGAGGAUGAUAUACCAUCACCGUAUCAGAAAUGUAUAUAUUACAUUUAAUCAGACGUAUACUAGCAAGAAAAGAACGAUUUAUUUAUAAGGUAACUUUUCACCUUAUUUUCCUGUAUUUUGCCUAAUAGUUUUUAGUUUCUUUCUAAACUACUUAUAUCUUUUUUUCACAAUGGAUUACAUUUUACUUGGCCAUUGGUUGAAUUCUUUAUUGUGCAUUCUUUAAUCGUUAUCCAGAAGAAAGCAUUAAUAGUUCUCUAUGUUCUGAAAAUGAGUUUGUUUAACCACCGUACCGAAUAACAGAAACAAAACCAUGAGGUAGUGUUAUGUAGCCUGAAUGCGCUUUUUUUUAUCUAUAGACUAUUAAGGCACUAAAUAAUUUGUCAAAAAAACAAGCUUUCAUGAAUUAUCCCACAUAAUUACACGUAAUUACUUUAGUGUAUUUUACGGUAAAACACGAAUUUGUCGCGUUAUUGAGAAAAAAACAAUCGCACUUUUUGGAAACAAGCCUCUUUACAUUUAAGCAACGAUAAGCUGAAACACAGUAGAACUCUCUUUCAGCCACACAUUGUGGUUUUAUUUACGAAGUGUUAAUAUUGCGCAUUGUAUACCAUAAAUGCCAAUAAAACACCUCUUUCAAAAUGACAUCAAUGCAGGACAACAGUUGUAGAAAAACGGAUCUGCUGAUGAAUUGCCAGAGCUAGUGGGAAAAUGAGAGGAGUGAAGCAUGAACAGGGAGAUGGGCGUUGAUUUAUCGCAUAAGACCUCGGUCAUUUCCAUAUAUUAAAAUGCGCCCAAGGGGCCAGGCAGUCAAUUUCCUUGAGCCACUACCCGUGGAAGGCAUGCGCAUCACCAAAAGAAAUUUAACAGUCUACAUUUUAAACCAUCUCUCUGACAGAUGGCACGAUAUUUCUUUCUGGUUGUCUAAAUAGUUAAAAUCUACAUAUCAUUUUAAUAAAAACGUAGAACCGCUGUUCGCAGUGUUGUAUAGAUUUGGUAAAGGAUGUUUCGAGGUUUUUGUGUCAUUCACAGGGCCUCGCGCAUCGAGCCGUAACGUUAUUUUAAGCACGAGUCUGUCAUCGCGCUCUCUCUCACUCUCAUUUUCAACCUCUAGCUCUAUCUGUCACUUUCUCACACACAAAAACAUUUUUUUUCCUCUGAGAAAGACCGACUGAAGCGUGCCUGACCGUGCAUUAGAAAUAUGGAUAUUGCAAUACAUUUAACGUCUGGCUGAGUUAUGAUGGGAUCAGUCGCAUUGCCAUUCACGUAUUGCGCUUCUGUUUGUAAGCGGGUUUUGUUGCUGCCUGAUAGCUUCCUUCAGAAGGUGCGAGCGCUCGAUUUGCUCUGAUCAAUGUCCUGCCCUGAGGAGCAUGGACAGACUUUCAAGAAAGUCAAAAUAACAAACGAAAAAAAUCGGUCUACAAGUCAAUGGCCCGAGGGAGCAUGGUUCGUGCCCUGUUAUAUAAAAAUGCUUGAAUAUCCGCAAACGUCCCCAGCGCAUCCAGUGCGCCAUAAGCACAUCCUACGAUACACACUGCCCAUUAACACAGAACUAUUUUUCUUUACAAGCGUGAGCGCUGAUCAAUGUGUUGGGAUUUGCAACUAUAAUAAGUCGUUAAGUCAAAUAACAGUUCCCUCACAUUUCGGUAACAUCAGCAUCUGAUAUAUUUACAGCUGGGAAUAUUUCCCUAUUGUUUUAUAAAGGCAGGUGCUGAAUUAUCAAAGUUUUUAUUGUAUGUUUUUUGUCAAACGCGCAACUUUAUUUCGUCAAAGAUAUUGUUAGACGCAUGUGAAUAUUUUAAAUAACACAAUUAUGCAACGUGAAAAUACAGAAUUUCUCCAUGAAGCUUUAAAACAGAGCAAUAUCCCCUACAAGAUCUCUGUCCAUCACAAUGCGAGAUCGCAGAACGUCACUGACAGGGUUCCACACGCCUAAAAGUGCUAUGAAAUGUUGCUAGCUCAUAGCAAUUUCCUUUGUGCAUAAAGACAUCUACGUUACAUUAACAUGAAACCAAAGGCUUUAAAAGCACUACAUUUGAGAUCGAUACGUUUUAAUUAUAUGUACUUGUUGACAGUAAUAACCCGAAAGCAUAAGCGUUUAGUUUUGCAUACGGUCGAAUCCAUUGACAUUCCCAGAUUAGGCAAAAUUGACCUUUUGCCCAGUGAAAACUGACUCACAAGCGUAAAGAGUUGACACCUCGCGCUGAAAAACGCGAACCAACACAUCGAUCAGUCUUGGUCCAGAAAUAAAGAUGUCAGCUUAGCCUGUAAAACAUUUUCACUCACUCACGGGUCACGUAUUAACUCCAGCGUUCGACUUCAGUUCCGAUCGGUUUCUUAAGGAUUCCCCCUAUGAAUUGCGCCUUUCCCUGCAGACUGUCACUUCUUCACGCAGCCUCUGCUUUGAGUCUCUGGAGCAGUCGCUUAGUAUAGUCGUACUUCAACUAGUUUGCAGGGGUGUCUCUCUCUUCCUCCCACCUCAUGCCUGGAACUAUGCUUGUCAUCGGGUUUUGUUAUACGCUUGAUGUCUCUUUACGUGCCGCAAUUAAGAAUGCAUCGUUGCUGUUUACAGCAGCAUCUUUAUAUUUCUAAAUCCACGAGAUGGUUUACAGGCACCCCCUCCUCUUCCAGUCGCUAUUCUCUAUAAUCUGAACACAUCUGAAACUUAUUACCCCGUCCCCUUUCUAGUGGGCUGCUCCCACAAUCUAUUCGUCAGUGUGGUGUUAUAUUUUUAAAAUUACUCUCUUGUAGUAUUUAAGUCCCACCUACAUCACUCGUAAAUAGUGUGAGCUAGUAUCCUGUUUUCUAUGAUGUCCCUCAUGCACUGUUUGUUAGUUUCUUUGGGCUUCUGGCGGAAUGUGCCAUCGCGCCCUUCUGAUCAGCGCACGCGGCGGUUGAACCCACAUGCCCUAGCGCGGAACCUGUCUGUCCUGUUCAUGCAACCCGAUCGUUUCUCGCUUACAAUCAGCCUUUGCACAGCGUGUAGUACCUCUUACUGUUUGACCAGGACAAUGACUGUGUUUCAACCACUGUGUCUUCUCCAGAAGUCCCGAUCAAUGUCCACUACGAAACCUUAUAUGUGAGGUUUCUCUACCCCUCCCUUUGUAUAUGUAGCAUGUCCGGCCCCCUUGAAUCUCCUGUCCAUUGGCUUUUCGUGGUCUGCUUUCCUACGUCCACCCCCAGCACACACGCCGCACCGCACAUUGCUUUCAUUAAACAUCUCUCUCUCUCUCCCUCCCUCUGCCUCUCUCUCUCAGACUCUCUCUCUCCCCUUCUCUCUCUCUCGCCUCUUGUCCGGCCCCCUGAUCUUUCUGUCCAUUGGCUUCUUCGGGUCUAUUUUUCAUGUCCAGCCCCUAAUGAGUGUCCAUUGGUUUUGUUAUUUCCACUCCCUCCUCCCACUCCACGGCUUUGCCCUGCCCAUGUUCUGUAUGUCUGUGUCCAUCCAUCUCCUGACGUUCAAGUUCGCAGGGACGUCACGUCCGCACUUGAACUUGCAGCUCAGGGGGGCUUUUGCCAUUUUUUCAUCUCUCUCUCUCUUUUCAAAAAAGCCAUGACGGCUAUCCCACAAUCCAUCUUCCCUGCGCCAUCUUUGUAUUAUUUCUAAUUUAUUUUGGAUGUCAAAGGCAUUGAUGAAGAUAUUUUCUCUGGAGUCUCCCUUCUAACCCGGCUCUCCCGAUGUGAACCGAGCUGAAAGCCACCACCAACCACCAUGUCUCGCCGCAAGCAAGGCAAACCCCAGCACUUAAGCAAGCGGGAUUUUUCGCCCGAGCCCCUCUCAGCCGUGGUCUCGGAGGACAGACAGGAACAGCGCGGGCUGGUACAGGUAUCUCCGGAGGGAGACCAGGAUCUGCUCACCUGUGGCCAGUGUCAGAUGAACUUCCCUUUGGGAGACAUCCUUAUUUUCAUUGAGCACAAAAGGAAGCAGUGCAAUGGCACUUUGUGCAUGGACAAAGCGGUGGAUAAGCCCCCCUCGCCCUCGCGUGGUGAGCUGAGGAGAGCCUCCAACCCUGUGGAGGUGGGCGUCCAGGUCACGCCAGAGGACGAUGACUGCUUAUCGACGUCUUCUCGAGGAAUCUGCCCGAAACAGGAAAACAAUACAGGUAAAGAUGAGCCCAGCAGCUACACGUGCACCACCUGUAAGCAGCCGUUCAGCAGUGCCUGGUUCCUGCUGCAACACGCCCAGAACACUCAUGGCUUCCGCAUCUACCUUGAGAGCGAGCGCGGAAGUCCACUCACGCCCCGCAUCGUAGCCCCUUCGGGAAUGGGUGCAGAUUGCUCAUCUCAGCCCCCCCUGCAUGGCAUCCAUCUCCCCGAAGUAAGCCCCUUCAACCUGCUGCGGAUACCCAAUUCCGCACGUGAUGGACCCCCUCUGCGGGAGGGGCGUUUUCCCCCAACGCCACCUCUCUUUAGCCCUCCGCCUCGCCAUCACUUAGACCCUCAUCGCAUGGAUCACCUGAGCCCGGAGGACCUGGCCUUGGCCACCCACCACCCGAGUGCCUUUGACAGGGUGCUGCGCCUCAACCCCAUGCCCCUGGAUCCCCCAGCCAUGGACUUCUCUCGUAGGCUGAGGGAACUAGCUGGAAACACCUCAGGGUCAACUCCUCCUCUCUCACCCAACCGACCCAGCCCUAUGCAACGGCUACUCCAACCAUUCCAAUCGGGAAACAAGCCACCCUUUCUAUCCACGCCCCCCCUGACGUCCAUGCAGUCCCCUUCUGGCUCCCAAUCCACUCCGACCCCUCUCAAGCAGCAGUCCAACACACCUCUGAAAUCCAAGUCUUGUGAAUUCUGUGGGAAGACCUUCAAAUUCCAGAGUAAUCUGAUCGUUCAUCGACGCAGUCACACGGGCGAGAAACCCUACAAGUGCCACCUGUGCGACCACGCCUGUACACAGGCCAGCAAGUUAAAACGCCACAUGAAGACACAUGUGAACAAGUCAUCGCCCAUGACGGUCAAAUCCGAUGAUGGCUUGUCUACAGCCAGCUCCCCUGAGCCAGGAACCAGCGAUGUUGUGGGGAGUGCCAGUAAUGCCCUCAAGUCAGUGGUAGCCAAAUUUAAGAGUGAAAAUAAUCGUCUGAUUCGAGAGAAUGGUGAGGAGGAGGAGGAAGAAGAGGAGGAGGAAGAGGAGGAAGAAGAGGAGGAAGAGGAAGAGGAAGAAGUAGAAGGAGAGGAGGAGGAGCUGGAGAGAGAUAGAAGUCGAAACAACUACCACUUUAGCCUCAACUUAGAAGCCGCGAGGCACCACGAGAAUAACGGCGGGCGCGAGGGCGACAUACCACGAUCGCUGCCUGAGGUUAUGCAGGGCAUGGGCCUGGCUGCCAGCAUGCAGCACUACAGUGAAGCUUUCCAUCAACACAAGCGAGGAGCCCUAAACUCAGACAAUAAUGCACAUAGGGACAUAUGUGAUGAGGACUCAGCCCUGGAAUCAGACAGAGUGGACGAGGGCUGUGUCUCUGCUAUCAACGGUCGAGGCUCAUCCCCCAGCGAGUCCGCCUCCGUGGGUUUGUCUAAGAAGCUACUGCUGGGCAGCCCAAGCUCACUUAGUCCCUUCUCCAAACGAAUCAAGCUGGAGAAGGACUUUGACCUCUCCACCCCUACAAUCCCCAACACUGAGAAUGUCUAUUCCCAGUGGUUGGCUGGCUAUGCUGCCUCUCGGCAGCUUAAAGACCCCUUUCUGAAUUUUGGGGAUUCCAGACAAUCGCCUUUCGCCUCUUCUUCAGAGCACUCCUCAGAGAACGGAAGCCUACGCUUCUCCACACCACCAGGGGAUCUGGAUGGCGGCGUCUCGGGCCGCAGCGGGACUGGCAGUGGCGGCAGCACGCCACACCUCGGGGGUCAUGGUCGGCCCAGCUCGAAAGAUGGCCGACGCAGUGAUACCUGCGAGUAUUGUGGCAAAAUUUUCAAAAACUGCAGCAACCUGACAGUGCACCGACGCAGCCACACGGGCGAAAGGCCUUAUAAGUGUGAUCUCUGCAAUUAUGCCUGUGCCCAGAGCAGCAAGCUAACACGGCACAUGAAAACGCACGGGCAAGUGGGCAAGGACGUUUACAAAUGUGAAAUCUGUAAGAUGCCUUUUAGCGUGUACAGCACCCUCGAGAAACACAUGAAAAAAUGGCACAGUGACCGCUCAUUGAACAAUGAAAUUAAAACUGAGUAGUGGUGGAGGCUCACUUGCCUGUUAACAGUCAAUAACACCUUACCCCACCCUCAUCCUUGUAGAUUUCCCUAUUUCGCUAGUCCAGUGGUGGCUAAGACGGCGUGCUUGGCACCACCAGCACACCCUUUUCAUUUACCGUUGAAUGCAUGAUCUGUAUCGGGGCAAUACUAUUGCAUUGACGCAAACUUGGAGCCUUUCUCUUGUGCAAUAAUAAUUUACAUAUUGUGUACUUUUCCUUUUUUUUUCCAUUUUCGAAAAUUUGACAGCAUGCAUAUGUUUUGGCUAAUUUUAAAAAUAAAUUGUCCCUGGUUGGUUAGUUGUUUAGUAAAUGUGUUGCUGUAUUAUCGUUCAUUACUUUACAAAUGUUUUUCUUAUUUUUCCUUUUUUUCCUUUUAAGAUCUAAGAAAAAGAAAAGAAAAACAACCAUGCUGCAUACAUUCUGUAAUACAUAUCAUGUACAGUUUUGUGUUGUAACAUGGAGGACUACAGUAUAUUGCUUAACCUUCUUUGGACGGGCUCGGUAUCGCACUUAAACUAAUCUUUCAAAAAGAUGUUCUGUCCACACAGGGUUAAAAUGUUAAUUGGCCCCUAAUAUGGCAUAAAAGUAAUGACAGCCUUUGAAUUUCUUAAGAAAGGAUCAAUAACACAUUAAGAAUUGAAUUUGUACUAUCAUUUGGUAAGACAAACAAAAAGAGUGCCUUGGAUAUCUUGAAAUUGCAUUGGUUAAUCUCUGCUGUAAUUCUGGAGUCUCAGCUAGAUAUUUGAAAAGGGUCGAUGUGAUCUUUAAAAGGUUCUUGCAUCAAGUACCUGACAGCUCAACUACGACUUUAGAGAGACAUAGUAAUAAUGGAAAGCUAAAGGGAAUUUCUAGUUAAUCAUCAUUAGGUACCUAUGUGAAAUGUAUCCAGUUGUGGUUCAUGUCCUGUGCUUGGCACAUGGAGUGUAUGGCGUGGCAUUCAGCCUUGUUUACUGUUUGAAGGUACUGUACGUAAUGGUACUUGUUUUCAAUCCACAAUCAUUUGAAUUUUCGGUGUUUGUUCAAGUCUUAUCUUCAGUAGCACGUUUUUUGAUGACCUAACAUCCAUUGCGAAGGAAUACCUGAGGCCAUUUAGACCGAACAAAUGCAAUGUACAUUUGAGUAUUGGUUAUUAAGAAAACAUUCAAAUAUUUGCAGCUGUCAGUGAUGAUUAACUAUGAAUUGCCUACGGGUCUGAGUCAAAAUCGCAUUUCUUUAUUGUUGCCCGUGUUUGAGCUCCCUGUAAAGACAAAAUGAACCUGAAUUACUGAGCGAGAGGGAAAACCAUCAUUUUUGUUCUUUUAUUUGAUAUAAGUUUCACACAUAGUGUGGUAUAUGUUGACAUUCAAGGAGACUCUUGUUGCAUUAUGACAUUAAUGACUUGUUUAGACAAUGUUUUGGGCGUUUAGAUGGCUCACGCCUCUCUGCCCUAUUUUGUUUUUGACACAAUAAUUGGAGGUAUUGCGGUUGAGUAUAAAUUAAGAUUGUUUGCCUGUUGGACAACAAAGUGCACUGUUAAAGUUUCCCAGUUUACAGGAGUUCUUAAGAGGGAAAACUUCCUAAAGAAAUGAACGUGGUGUCAUUAUUUAAUGUAAAAAAGCCAACUCGUCCUCACGCCUCUCAAUGAAAAAGCCCAACUCCAAUAUAAUAUCCACGUGUCAGCACAAACAGUGCUUGACCGUAUACGGACAAUUGAAACUUGCUGCUUUCACUGCAAGAACUUUUUUUUGUACAAAUCUUUUUUUAAGUAUGAAAAUAAAACUUUUUAAAAAAGUAACAUUUUAUCAUCUUAGGGGAAACUGUAUUUAAGUUUGUUGUUUCUCUUUAUCUCUUUGUCUUGUUGGCGUUCAAGACUUGAUCACAAUAUAUAUAUAAAAUGGGAAAAAAUCUGUGAUUUUUUUUCUUUUGUUUUUGUUGUUGUUGUUUCAUCUUGGCUCUUCACAGCUCUUCAGGUCAAACUUGCAUUGGGGAAAGGUUUAAGAUUAUAUAUAAAAUAUAUAAUAGAGAAACUUAAAUAUAGGAAAAUGCACAUCAUGUCAGUUCCUAUGCUAAAACACAUUUAUGGUCUACUUUCUUCUGUAUUUCUAGAAUGGUAUUUGAAUUAAAUGUUCACCUAGUGUAGGUACUACAGUAUUUAUAUUGAGGCUUGUAUUUUUAACUGUUGCUUGUUCUCUCAAAAGGUACAAUUGUACCUUUUUUGGUAGUGGAAAAAAACAACAAGCUGCCACAGUAUAUUUUUUUAAUUUGGCAGGAUAAUAUAGUGCGAAUUAUUUGUAUGUUUAAAAAAAGAAAAUGGAAAAAAUCAAAUGAAAAAAUUAAAGUUUGUGGCAUUGUACAAAGGAAGCCAUUCAAUGGUUUCCCCGCUGAGUCUUUUGAGAAUGUCCACACUAGCUAAAACAGGUGGUUGUACAUAUCUUUUUCUGUUAUUCUUUUUUAAAAUCUCUGCUGCCAUUCUGUAUGCAGUACAGCAAGCUGAUGUUGGGUUGUUCUGUAGUGUGCUUCUGUCUCUUCACAUGUCUCACCUGAAUACAUUCCAGCAUCUUAAAAAAGCAAACUUCAUAUGCAGUACGAUACCAGUAAACAAACAAACAAAAUCAUUCAAAUAAAUGAAUUCAAACGAUCAAUGUUUUGCAGGUGUUUUGUUUUCAUUGCCAAAUAUUAAAUGGUGCUUUAUAUUUCGAUUGGGACGACUUUCAUAUGCAAAGCAUAUUUAAAAAUGAAAUGGAACUAAAGGUGCAGCCCACUUAAGUUCAUACUCUUUUGUAAAUGGCAAUGCGGAAUAUUUUGUUAUCAGCCUUUUCUAUUCCUGUUAUGAGAGCUGUUUGUUGUAACUUGAACUUGAACUUUAUCUUUUUCAAUGGGAGUCACUAUUUAUUAUUGCUUAAAUACUCUGUUCAAAACAGAGACAUAGAAUGGAUCCAUUUUUGUUCGUUUGUUUUCAUUUUAUUUCUCCUUUUUUUUUUAAAAGAAAGAAAAGAGUGACCAAAGGUCAUUGACAGACUUGCUUUUUUGUUGUUUUUGGUUCAGGUCUAUGUUAGGUUUUAUUGGAGAAACCACUGUCUGUGUUUUUUGGCAGUUGUCUACAUUAUCCUGUUCACCAACCAAUUUUGUCCCUUUAUUGAAAACAGUUAAUAAAAAAAUUAAAGUAUA
Molecule: messenger RNA, 12067 nt
Organism: Triplophysa dalaica
Lineage: Eukaryota; Metazoa; Chordata; Actinopteri; Cypriniformes; Nemacheilidae
Gene: bcl11aa
Product: BCL11 transcription factor A a
Exons: 3
Coding region: 6454-8901 (815 amino acids)
Biological process (GO): regulation of transcription by RNA polymerase II; negative regulation of dendrite development
Cellular component (GO): nucleus
Molecular function (GO): RNA polymerase II cis-regulatory region sequence-specific DNA binding; DNA-binding transcription factor activity
Source: RefSeq, a predicted model, not a curated record